This is a messenger RNA of Exophiala spinifera, 1932 nucleotides long. RefSeq lists its product as uncharacterized. Bases 1 to 1932 code for a protein of 643 amino acids. The record is from RefSeq and is a predicted model, not a curated record. Gene Ontology annotation, biological process: DNA-templated transcription. NCBI's taxonomy places the organism in Eukaryota, Fungi, Ascomycota, Eurotiomycetes, Chaetothyriales, Herpotrichiellaceae. Gene Ontology annotation, molecular function: DNA binding; zinc ion binding. The transcript has 4 exons.
AUGGGCGACGACCUAUCGAGAGGCUCGUUUCCAAUACCUGAAGCCCCGUCAGUACCGGCGACGGGAUUGGGAGAUCCGAGGAUUACCAAUCGAUCUUCAAUGAGAAGGCAUCGAGCCACCAUCGCCUGUAAUCACUGUCGCUUUCGCAAAGCUCAAAAGCCGUCGGCCAGCUCCCAGCUCCUCUUGGCCACACCUCCUCCCAACCUACCGGCAACCAGGCCACCUGAUGGGCCUGCAGCUACAUGGUCUGAGAUAACCCCCGACCUCACUGGCGAUGCCGAAGCCGAUACAUCACGAUCGCCCCGUGCCAUUCAACAUGAUCAUCCCCAGAGCGCGUUGGACGCCGACAAAUCGUGGGACAUGGAUGAGACUAUUGCACCUGACCGGAAUUUCGACUGGUAUCAAGCCGCGACGCAGAGUCUGACAUCCCCAAUAUAUCCCGACGACACGGGCGCGCGGUCGAAAACCCGGCUAGAAUCCCAAGAACAAGACUAUCCACCAUUUGUAAAACCAAUGCCAUCCGACUUGGCUGUCGAGGAUUUGAUCUAUCUGCGCCAGAGGGGUGCAUUGACACUUCCCGAUCCAGAGUUACGCGACGACUUGCUCAAGAACUAUUUUGAACUCGUCCACCAUUUCCUCCCCCUCAUCGACCUAGAUGCGUUUCAAGCCAGCAUCGAAAACCCAGCACGCCAUGGCCAGAUCAGUUUGCUUCUAGUACAAGCUAUCAUGUACUCUGCCACAGCCUGGGCAGACGUAAAGUUAGUACGUCGAGCGGGUUUCCUGACCCGGGAUGCGAUGCGCAGGGCAUACUACCUCAAGACUAAGUUGCUCUAUGACUUUAGCUGCGAGCGAGAUCUCAUCGCUAUCGUACAAUCCCUCCUUCUGCUCACCACCUGGUGGAUUUCACCCACCGAACAGAAGGAUGGGUACUACUGGUGCAGCGUGGCGCUGGCCGUGGCCACAUCGAUUGGUCUCCAUCGAGACGCGCAUAGCGAAGGUCUGCCGGCGCCAGUUCGUAGACUUCGUCGACGUAUCUGGUGGUGCUGUCUAAUUCGCGACGCCUUCACUUCCCUGGGCACCAAUCGAGCGCCGAGAGUUCGACCUGACGACUUCACUGUGGCUCCACUCAAAUUGGAAGAUAUUCAAACUGCUUCAAUCAGCAUCGAGUUAACAAAGAUCUGCAGGAUCCUGAGCACAAUUGUGGAUCUAUUCUACGCGGAAAAUCCAAUCGGUCACAACGGUAUCCUCUAUCCGAAACAGGACGGGACGACAGCCACCGCACGGAGCCCCGGUACUCAGACGAAUUCAGACGAUGGCAAAGAGCUCGAGAUGUGCAAACGAGACCUGCAGAGGUGGCGCGACCAUGUGUCGGAGGAUCUACUGCACCAAUCUCCCGUUCCUAGCAUCACUUCGUCCGCCGAGGAAGCCGUGGUCAUACACAGUGCGAUGCUGACGAUGAUGUAUCUCGUUGCGCAGUUCUGCUUGCACCGUCCUGGCGCCUUGGCCGAUCGCAUAGGUUUAGGGUCAGGCCAUGAUCGGAUGCGGGCUUCUUCGCAAAGAUCGAUGCGUGCCGCGGCGGAGGGCCUCAACAAGAUCGUGAUGGAUUUGUACAGGGCCGACCUAAUGCGCCGCCUACCGGGCAUGAGCAUUUCGUGCAUCCUGACGGUCAGCUGGAGCCAUGUCUUUGAUCUGCAAUCGCCGAGUGAGGAACGUCGUCGAGAAGAAGUCCGGAGGUUCGAAGAAUGCAAACUUGCUCUCCGAGAGCUCGUGGACACCAACGUCGCGGCUGAGUGGGCCAUCGCAUUUUUGACCUUUGCGGCGUCACACGUUAGUCGACUGUUCAAGAGACGACAGGUGCAGGCCCUUCCGCCGGAGAGUGGAUUGUCGACGACCAUGUCGAGUAUGAGCCAAAUACCGCCACGGCUGUCUUAG